GGUAGUCUACCGAACACAUCGUUCCUUUUCCUUGAUUAUAUUUACAUGUAUUCUAACACCUGCCUUCACUUGUCCUGAAUCUGUUUGUUGAACAGGGUGACAGGCAAAAGGGCACUCUGUCAAUCUAAGUCGUGCUGCGAUUACAAUGCGGCCGCUCAUGCGAAGUUGGAUAGUUUGCCAGCGGGAGUGCGAUUUGACCCUAGUGACGAAGAGUUGCUGGACCAUUUAGCAGCUAAAAUUGGUCGCGGCUCGAAAAAGCCUCAUCCUUUGCUUGACGAAUUCAUACAUACGCUAGAGGAGGAAGAUGGAAUUUGUCGGACUCAUCCUGAGAAUUUGCCAGGGGUCAAGAAAGACGGGAGCAGCUGUCAUUAUUUUCAUCGACCUUCUAUGGCAUACACCACUGGUACACGUAAGAGGCGAAAAAUCCAGACUGACGAUAUUCCAGACGGUGGUGCCGAUGUUCGUUGGCACAAAACAGGCAAAACUCGACCUGUGUCUCAGGGUGGAAAGGUUUUGGGACACAAGAAGAUCAUGGUUUUGUACAGAGCUACGGGUAAGAAAUCAAAGAACAUGAAGACCAACUGGGUGAUGCACCAAUACCAUUUGGGUUCUAACGAAGAAGAAACGGAUGGAGAGCUUGUUGUGUGCAAAGUUUUCUUUCAAAAAGCACCUCGAAGCUGUCCUAGUCGUAGAACGGAGGCUUCAGCUGUGGAUGAUGUAGAGGGUGAACCGUCAGAAAGUGACAUAGGAUUCCAGGCGCCUGGAUUGUCUGGCGAUUCACCAUCUGUUUCAGUGGUGACAAGAGGACGGCCCCCAUUGACCCCGAGAUCGUGCCCACCGUCACGCACUGCAAAGCAGCUCUAUGCUGAGCCAACCGAGUCGAGAUCCGAAAUUUUUGAUCCUCAGCUUCUUGCCACUCAGUCCAAGCAGAGAGGUGUUUUUCGUUCAGAGUCACAUGGAUCAAUGUAACGACAAGGAGGGUGUUGGUGAGGACAUUGGUGUGGACAUGAACCUAGAAGCUACUGGUUAUGUAGUGUACGAGCUUGGAGACGUAGCGCUGGGAACAUUGGGAGCUGCUAUGUAUGAUGGCAAUCAAACAAAACACAUCAAUGCAGGACUUUCUGGGCAACUGUUCUCCGAAGGAGAAGACCAGUCCUUUCAAGCGGUCAACCUAAAUGAGGAGCAUGAGUCUUGGGGUCUUGAUCAUUCUGUGGAAGCAACAAAGAAUGAGGACCCCUCUGUCAUGAGUCUACUCUGUGACGAACAUCUCAACGGUGACCCCUUAGCGGAGGAUGCGGAAUACGAGGACUUCAACUUCCGAAGCCUUUCGUACGAUGUUGGUUGCAGCGUGGAGGACGAACCUUUCAGAGGUGUUGAAGGAGACCGAAAUGGUGUUGAUCCUGCAUUGGAUACUCUCGUGCUGGACACUCCUCCAGACAUGUUGGAGUACCCCGUUGUAACAUCGCAGGAAGUCAGGGAUUGGCUGGGCAAACACCCUAUUGUUGGUCUUGAUAAUACUGACAGCCAAUCGACCACUUAAACAGGUAGUUGUCUGGCGAAGGGAUGUGUAUCAUGGAGGGAUCUAUCCAACUCAACCUGUCCUCAGUGCCAUGCCAGGCCAUCAGAUCUACAAGGGGUUUGUGCUGCACGCGUGCUGUUUAUUUAGAUUUCACCAGUGAGAUUUUUGUUGAACACGCUUUACGUAUUGAAAAGCAACCUAGAAAACCACCAACGUAGUUGACUUGUUAUUUAAUCACAAUAUAGAUAUAGAUAGUAAAUAUUGCUAAAAUAUUCAAUAUUUAUUGCAGAAGAGGGUUUUGCUGGUAGUUGGAAUGGGUCUUACCGCGUGUAGCUUUUGGUUGUUGAGGCGAUUAUUUUUUGUGGGAAUAGUGCAAGUGCGGUAUAUCAGAAAUGGUUUGGAAAUUGAAAGUAGUUAGAUGUUUACAAACAUGAGGUCCGAUCCCCUUGGAAUUUUUGAUAAAUUUUUGUAUAUAAGAGUUGGAACGUUUAAGUCUGAUCA
This is a messenger RNA of Physcomitrium patens, 2020 nucleotides long. Lineage: Eukaryota; Viridiplantae; Streptophyta; Bryopsida; Funariales; Funariaceae. The record is from RefSeq and is a predicted model, not a curated record.